UUGUCCUCGGAUCUGUUCAUCUCACUCUGGUCCCUCUCCUCCUCUGCUCAUCUCUCCAUUCUUCUAAAACAAAUAAAUACAAAAAUAAAUAUGGGGAAUUUUGCAGCCAACGAAGGACUUUCUAUCUUUGUCAUUCUGGUCUGGCUGGGCAUCAACGCGUUCCUGUUUGUUCACUUUUACAUGGCCUUCCUCACUCCCAAGUGGUUCUACACCAGAGUCCUGCUCGGGCAAGCGUUGUCUUGGGCCCGAGCUCCAGCUGCGUGUCUCAACUUUAACUGUAUGUUGAUCCUGCUCCCAGUCUGUAGAAACCUGCUCUCCUUCCUCCGAGGAACUAUACAGUGCUGCAGUCGCACGGCCGCUCGUCAGUUGGACAGAAAUCUCACCUUCCACAAACUGGUGGCGUACAUGAUCGCCUUUCACACAGCGGUGCACAUCGUGGCUCACCUGUUUAACUUUGAGUUCUUCAUGAACGCUCAGCUGGACCAGAACCAGACCAUCCAAUUUGUCCUGUCCCAGAUCGGAACCAAUGACAACGCCUCCUUCCUCAACCCCAUACGCUCCAAUGAGACGUCCCAGACCAUCGUGAUGUUCACCACGGUGGCGGGUCUGACGGGCGUGGUCAUCACUCUGGCUCUGAUCCUCAUCAUCACGUCGUCCACAGAGGUCAUACGGAGGUCGUACUUCGAGGUCUUCUGGUUCACGCACCACCUCUUCGUCAUCUUCUUCAUCGGACUCGUCUUCCACGGAUUCCAGAGAAUAGUUCGUGGUCAGACGAAUCAGAGUCUGGAGACCAACGAUCCGGAAAACUGCUCCGAGCACUUCCAGGACUGGGGCAGGAACGGGUCCGGCUGCGCGGUGCCGGAGUUCGCCGGAAACCCCCCAAUGACGUGGAAGUGGGUGGUGGGGCCCAUGUUCCUGUACGUUUGUGAGCGGCUCGUUCGACUUUACAGAUCUCACCAGAAAGUCGUCAUCACCAAGGUGGUGAUGCAUCCGUCUCGUACCCUGGAGCUGCAGAUGAAGAGGAAGGGGUUUAAGAUGGAGGUGGGUCAGUACGUGUUCCUGCAGUGCCCGGCCGUGUCCCGUCUGGAGUGGCACCCGUUCACCCUGACCUCCGCCCCCGAGGAGGACCACUUCAGCGCCCACAUACGCAUCGUGGGGGACUGGACCGAAGAGCUGUACAAGGCCUGUGGAGGAGACCGGCCCGAGCAACAGCAGGCCUGGACCCUGCCCAAGAUCGCGGUGGACGGUCCGUUUGGGACGGCCUCGGAGGAUGUUUUCCGGUAUGAGGUGGUGAUGUUGGUCGGAGCCGGAAUCGGAGUCACUCCCUUCGCCUCGAUCCUGAAGUCCGUGUGGUACAAACGCAUCCAGAACCAGCAAGACACCUACACCAAGAAGAUUUAUUUCUACUGGUUGUGUCCGGAGACUGAGGCGUUUGAGUGGUUUGCUGAUCUGCUUCAGUCGUUGGAAAAACAAAUGAACGAACGAGACAUGGGCGACUUUCUGAGCUACAACAUCUACCUCACACGCUGGAAGGAGCAGGAGGCGGCUCACUUCCGCGUUCACCACGAGGCGGAGAACGACCCCAUCACUGGACUCAAGCAGAAAACUCUGUACGGAAAACCCAACUGGGACAAUGAGUUCAGCACCAUCGCCACCACACACCCAAGGACCAAAGUGGGCGUGUUCCUGUGUGGACCUCCUCAGCUCGGGAAAUCUCUGGAGAAACAGUGUCUGUCUCACUCUGAGGCUGACGUCAAGUUCAUCUUCAACAAGGAGAACUUCUAAACCUGACCAAGACCUGGUUUAGACCUGGUUUAGACCUGGUUUAGACCUGGUUUAGACCUGGUUUAGACCUGGUUCUGUGCCUGGUUAAGUCACUGGUCUAGACACUGGAUAUGUCCUGGUUUAGUCCCUGGUGUAGACCCAGGAUCAGUCCGGUUAAGCCAAGUUAAGUCCUGGUUCUAAACCUGAUCAAGACCUGGUUUAGACCUGGGACCAUCCUGGUUUAGUGCUGAUUCUUUUUGGUUCAGUCCUGGUUUUAUGCCUGGAUUAAUCGUGGUUUAGUCCCUGGUCUAGACCCUGGAUCAGUCUUAUUUAGUCCCUGGUUCAGUUCUGAUUUAGUCCUGGUUUAGUCCUAGAUCAGUCCUGUUUAAGCCCACGUUCAGUACCUGUUUUAGUCCCUUUUUUAGUCCUGGUUUAGUCCUGGUUUAGUCAUGGUUUAGUUCUAAUAAUAAACAUGUCUGUGUGAUUUCUUAAUGUCCAAAGGUCAUUUCGGUUUUUGGAGGGGGAUGUUUUGAAACUUUGGGUUUUUUUGAAAUUUUCCUCUUCUUCUUUUCAGUUACAGAAACAUUCACGAAAUUUCGGCUUUCAAAAUUCAAACUUCCCCUUUUGACCUUUUAAAACAAGUUCUCAAAGACGGAUCUGUCCAUUUUUGGGAAUGUUGUUUAGCUCUAGUUUAGUUCUUGUUUAGACCUGGUUUGGACCUGGUUUAGUCCUGGUUUCUGUUUUAUUUCUUGUCUCCAGUUCAGAUUUGAUGUGGUUUUAGUUUAAACAAAAUUCAUCCCCUGGUCAAGACCUGAUUAAGUCCUGGUUUAGUCUUUGUUAAGUCCUGGUUUAGUACCGUUUUAGUCCUGAACUGGUUUAGUUUAAACCUGGUUUAGACCUCCUUUAGUUCUGGUUUAGUACACGUUUAGUCUGGGUUUAGACCUGGUUUAGACCUGGUUUAGACCUGGUUUAGACCUGGUUUAGUCCUGGUUUAGUCCUGUUUCAGUCCUGGUUUAGUCCUGGUUUAGUGAGAGUUUAGUUCUGGUUUAGUUCUGGUUUAGACCUGGUUUAGACCUGGUUUAGUCCUGGUUUGGACCUGGUUUAGACCUGAUUUAGUCCUGGUUUGGACCUGGUUUAGACCUGGUUAAGACCUGGUUUAGACCUGGUUUAGACCUGGUUUAGACCUGGUUUAGACCUGGUUUAGUGCAAGGUUUAGACCUGGUUUAGACCUGGUUUGAACCCGGUUUAGACCUGGUUUG
This is a messenger RNA of Boleophthalmus pectinirostris (great blue-spotted mudskipper), 3023 nucleotides long. RefSeq names its product cytochrome b-245 heavy chain (gene cybb). The record is from RefSeq and is a predicted model, not a curated record. Gene Ontology annotation, biological process: superoxide anion generation; defense response. Lineage: Eukaryota; Metazoa; Chordata; Actinopteri; Gobiiformes; Gobiidae. Bases 91 to 1785 code for a protein of 564 amino acids. The transcript is spliced from 13 exons. Gene Ontology annotation, cellular component: NADPH oxidase complex; plasma membrane. Gene Ontology annotation, molecular function: superoxide-generating NAD(P)H oxidase activity.